Anguilla anguilla (European eel) is the source of this 2693-nucleotide messenger RNA. RefSeq names its product beta-3 adrenergic receptor-like. The coding region runs from base 581 to 1834 and encodes 417 amino acids. Gene Ontology annotation, molecular function: beta3-adrenergic receptor activity; epinephrine binding; norepinephrine binding. Gene Ontology annotation, cellular component: membrane. The transcript is spliced from 2 exons. The record is from RefSeq and is a predicted model, not a curated record. Lineage: Eukaryota; Metazoa; Chordata; Actinopteri; Anguilliformes; Anguillidae. Gene Ontology annotation, biological process: adenylate cyclase-activating adrenergic receptor signaling pathway; norepinephrine-epinephrine-mediated vasodilation involved in regulation of systemic arterial blood pressure.
UGCACUUGUCACUGCUGCCCCACGAGGACACAAGAGCCCGGAAGGAGGGGAUAGGAUGCAUUGAAAAUGCAACGUUAAUUUUUUCGACAGGACUGCUCCAACUCUCAUGCCCGACUGGAUGAUACGUUAUCGAACCGAAACUCGGAAUAAAAGUCCGCUCGUUUUGUUUUAAUACAACUUUUUUUACAACUUGGUCGCAGUCUUCCAAGGUUUCUUAUUUUGGAACGAUAUGAAAGACAAAGAAAAUCUGUGUAAUUAUUAUUAUUAUCAUUAUUGGUCUUUCUACAACAGUAUGAAGACACAAACAUCUGAAGAGAAGUCACAUAUAUCUGCUUGCUCGUUUUGGUAAGUUUAGAAAAUAUCUGUGGAUAUUUCAUUUGGAAAUAUGAAUUGCUGUCGUAAUGUCGCAACCAUAUAAGGUGUCGUAUCACUUCAGGUCUGGUCCUGGGACUUUAACAGAGAAUGCCAGCUCCAUUAUUGAGCUCAAAGGAUCCUUCUGUAGUUCGGGGGAACUAUUGACCAGUAUACCCACAAUGAAACCAAAAGGCAUUUCAAGCUCUCUACAGGCAGAACUGGCUUGAUGGAAAAUGUGUCAGGUUGUUUUAAGCAUCUUCUUGCUGAUCACCUGAUUGAGCACGCUGGCAUGAAUGACACGGGGCCCUACCACCCUGCUGGGGGACUGUGGCUCGGCAUGGCCAUAGCAGCCAUCGUCCUGGUCAUCGUGGCGGGAAACACGCUCGUGAUCGUGGCCAUCGUGCGCACCGCUCAGCUGCAGACCACCACCAACAUCUUUGUCACGUCGCUGGCCUUCGCCGACCUCAUCGUCGGGGGCCUGGUGGUGCCCCUGGGGGCCACUACCGUGGUAACAGGCAACUGGCAGCUUGACAAGCGCUUCUGCGAACUCUGGAUCUCGCUGGACAUUCUGUGCGUGACGGCGAGCAUCGAGACGCUGUGCGCGGUCGCUGUGGACCGCUACGUGGCCAUCACGCAGCCGCUCCGGCACCGCGCGCUCCUGAGCAAGCGGCGGGCGCGGCUGGCCGUGUGCGCGGUGUGGGCGGUGGCCGCGCUCAUCUCCUUUGUGCCCGUCAUGACGCGGUAUUACCGCGUACAGGACACGACUGACCGUGAGGCUCAGGACUGCUACAAAGAUGACACCUGCUGCGACUUCAUCACCAACAGACCCUACGCCGUCGUCUCCUCUGCGGUGUCCUUCUACAUCCCGCUCGGGGUGAUGAUCUUCGUCUACGCCCGUGUCCUCCUCAUCGCCUCGCGCCAACAGCGGGCCAUCAACAGGGAGCAGCUCCGCUUCUGGUCGCACAGGUCACACUGCGAGGCCCCCGGCCUUCACCGGCGGGCAUCGGAGGGGGCGCAGGCCUGGGUGGCAGCCAUGCGGGAGCGGCGGGCGCUCGCCACUGUGGGCAUCAUCAUGGGCUCCUUCACCCUGUUCUGGCUGCCCUUCUUCAUCGCCAACAUCGCCAAUGUCUGUGGGCGACGAGCACCUUACGAGCUUUUCACCUUCCUCAACUGGCUGGGCUACGCCAACUCGGGCCUGAACCCCAUCAUCUACUGCCACAGCCCAGAGUUUCGGGCUGCGUUCCGCGCCCUGCUGUGCCGGCCCCCACCGCGCCCACGCAUCAACCGCCUCUACCAGGGGUGCCAGGCGCACUGGCCCUGCCCCACGAGCGAGGCGGAGAGAGGCGGGGCACUGACGAACGGGACCCCGGGGUGGUUUUGGGGGAAGGAUCCCCCUGCUGAACCCCCCGAAUCCAACGGCAGCAUGCGGCUGGAAGGCUCUUCUGAGCUCCAGAAUGAGGCGAGACAGCCAUCAACAUGAGCACAAGAUGGCCGGUGACUGUGAGAGACUUCACUGUGCUCGGCCCAGCUGGGGAAACUGAUCAAAGCAGCAAGAAACAGCAUCUGUGACUGGUUGUCAAUAUGCUGAAUGUGAGGGGCCAGCUAAUCAUGGGGAGGAUAAAUGGAGCUCUCUUCUGACAUGGAGGAAGGAGAAUACUCGGUACAACCAAGCUCAGUAUCAUGAAAUAACCUGGACCUUAAAUCAGAAUUCUGCUGUAAGAAAAACUUUUCAACAAAACAAAAAAGUUCACUUGCUGUUCUUAUAUCCUUGUUCUUGUAUUUUUUUUUGCAUUCUCUGUGAGAGCUGUGAUAUUGUGGCAUUACCUUAUUUGACAAUAUUUCUAAGGCUUUUGUGUAAAAUAGUAGAAAUAAAAUAAAGAUUUUAUGCUUUUCCUUUUAAUUGAACGGUUACAUUUUUAAAGUUUGUAGUGCAUAACUGUUAAACACCCUCCUCCACUAAAAAAUUAAAAAAAAAACAUUUUUUAAGCUUUUAAGCAGUAUGAACAAUACAUAUCUGAAGAUUGAACAGUAAAACUUUUAUACAUUGUGAGGCAAUUAUUUUCAUACAGUUUUUAGAGUUCUUACACACCUCUUUUUCACAGUACGACAGCAUAAACAGGAUAUAUAGGAACACCCCUAUGUUUCCUUCAGAAGUGUAUUAUCUUAAUUCACGCUACAUUGGUGGGCCCCCCAAGUCCAAGAUACCUAACGCUAACUAGUAUUUCACCCCACUGAAUGUACAUCAACAUGAUAAAUGCUUUGAGUUGUAAUAACAUCUACUGCAGAAGACUGUGUUGACCAGACUUCACUUCUGCAAAUAAACCUAUGGUUCUCCUAGA